GAGAGCGCAGAGGUGAGGGUGAGGAAGAAUGUGAAGAUGGAGAGACGGAAGGAGGGAGGGACGAAUAGUUGAAUGAGAGAAGAAUAGAGGAAGUGAAAUCUUGGUCAAUUGAGAAGAAAUGGCAGCUCAGAAGGUGGAGUGCCCCGUCUGUGGUAAGAGUUUCCCCAUUCAAGCUAUAAAUGUCCACGUAGACGGGUGUUUGAAGAUGAACGAGGUCGAUGAAGGAGGCACCCUUAUGAAACGAAAGCACCACGAGGAAGAUGUGUGUGGAAGAAGUGAUGAUGAUGAUGAUGAUGAUGAUGAUGACGAUUUUGUUGGUGAUGAUGACGAUGAUGAUGAUGAUGUUGUCGGUGGUGGUGGUGGUGUCGGUAGCAAGUCCUGGGGCAGUUUGAUUCCGUAUUCAAAGAAGUCAAAACUACAAGAAUCGCCAAAAUUAAGUAAGAAACAGGCUGCAAACACGAACAGCAACACAAGUCCUGGUUCUGUAUUUAAAAACAGAAAAAGCAAAACUUUUGCUCUAUUUAGUGAAGAUUCGUUUGACCACAAAGGCAGCAAGGGUUCGAAUCCCGGUAAGGACCGCAGCGAGGGCGCGCGGACGGUGGGUUCGACUGGUAACGAAAUGCCUUCGCUUACCCAAAGCACCAACAUCUCUAGUAAACAACAACAACCCAGUGAAAGUUCUUUAAUAGCCUUUAAUAUUCCUUUGGCUGAGACCCUUCGCCCUAAAACUAUGGAGAACUUCGUCGGGCAAACCAAGUCCCUUGGUGAAAAGUCAUUCAUACGAAAAAUCUUGUUAAAUUAUUCCUUACCUCCGUCUAUAAUAUUCUGGGGCCCGCCAGGAAGUGGAAAGACUACUCUUGCAAAACUGAUCGGCAACCAAUGUAAAGAGAACCACACCGCUAAACUCUUGAUGCUGUCUGCUACGAACUCUGGCGUUAACGAUGUCAAACAAGCAGCACAGAACGCCUUAACCAAUCAGAAGAUGUUCAAGAUGAAGACGAUACUUUUCAUUGAUGAAAUCCACCGUUUCAACAAAACACAGCAAGACUGCUUACUCCCGUAUGUUGAGAACGGAACAUUUAUUUUGCUGGGCGCCACCACAGAAAACCCUUCGUUCCAUGUAAAUUCUGCCCUUCUUAGUCGGUGCCACGUUGUAGUCUUGGAGAAGUUGAGUGUGGAGGAGGUGUCGACGAUUUUAAUGAAUGCUGUGGAAUAUUUGAAGCUUAAAUGCUUUUCUGAUGCCAUUGAAAUCGACAAAACUGCACCCGGUCUUUAUCAGAUUUCAAGCUGUCCAGGAAGACCCAAUAUCUGGAUCAACAAUAAAGUUAUUGAAGAAAUUGCUUUCCUCUGUGACGGAGAUGGCCGCGUUGCUCUCAACUGCCUCCAGAUGGCAGUGCAGAGUCAAACACAGAAGAACGAAACUGACGCCAACGAGGCUUCUCCGACCAUCAUCAAUGUUGACUGCGUGAAGGAAAGCCUGGAACGCUCUUGUAUUCUCUACGAUAAAAAGGGUGAAGAACAUUACAACUGUGCAUCGGCACUGCAAAAAUCCAUCCGUGGAUCCGACCCGGAUGCGGCGCUGUACUGGAUGGCACGGAUGCUCGAAGGAGGUGAGGAUCCGCUCUUCAUCGCACGACGAUUGGUGCGAACUGCUUCAGAAGACAUAGGAUUAGCUGAUCCUCUUGCCUUGACCCAAGCCGUCGCUGCGUUUCAAGCAACCAAAUUCAUUGGAAUGCCAGAGUGUGAUGUCAUCUUGGCCCAGUGUGCCGUGUAUUUAGCUCGUGCCCCGAAGUCCGUUGAAGUGUAUUCUGCAUACCUGAAAGCCAAACGAAGCAUUGUUGAGCACAGGGGCCCCCAGCCAUCCGUGCCCCUCCACUUGAGAAAUGCAACAACUGGCCUCAUGAAGUCUCUCGGCUAUGGGAAAGGUUACGUACCCCAUGCACCCGGGAAUCCUGCUCUGUCAUACCUACCUUCUGAAUUAUCGGACAAGAAAUUUCUAGAAUGAAGACAACAACAA
Octopus sinensis (East Asian common octopus) is the source of this 2017-nucleotide messenger RNA. RefSeq names its product ATPase WRNIP1. Gene Ontology annotation, biological process: DNA repair; regulation of DNA repair; DNA-templated DNA replication. Lineage: Eukaryota; Metazoa; Mollusca; Cephalopoda; Octopoda; Octopodidae. Gene Ontology annotation, molecular function: single-stranded DNA helicase activity; DNA binding; enzyme activator activity. The record is from RefSeq and is a predicted model, not a curated record. The transcript has 8 exons. Bases 119 to 2005 code for a protein of 628 amino acids. Gene Ontology annotation, cellular component: nucleus.